Messenger RNA from Epithele typhae, 2253 nucleotides. Its product is annotated as P-loop containing nucleoside triphosphate hydrolase protein. Gene Ontology annotation, molecular function: RNA binding; ATP binding. NCBI's taxonomy places the organism in Eukaryota, Fungi, Basidiomycota, Agaricomycetes, Polyporales, Epitheliaceae. The record is from RefSeq and is a predicted model, not a curated record. Bases 1 to 2253 code for a protein of 750 amino acids. Gene Ontology annotation, cellular component: catalytic step 2 spliceosome; intracellular anatomical structure. The transcript is spliced from 10 exons.
AUGCCCAAAAUUGCCGCGCUCAAGGGUAUCGGCUCCGACCAGGCUCGCAAAUCUGCGCGCCGCACCCCCCCUCACAAACUUAAACGCAAGUAUGCCUGGGUGGACGUCGACGACGACGACGACCUCACCGUCAAGUCCUCCAGCUCAAGGCGACCCUCCCCCAAAGGCGGUCGUCCCGUCGUCCGCUCUCCGCACCCUCACGGCCCACGCAAGAAACCACAGAUGUCCGCUCCCGCCGCUUUUUCUAUUCAGACCAAAGGCUCUGUUCCAGAGCAGCGGCAGCAUCUCCCCAUUUUUGCUGGCAAAGACGCGAUCAUAGAGGUCAUCCGUAAGAACGAUGUAACUAUUCUAAUCGGCGAGACGGGCUCUGGAAAGACCACCCAGAUCCCCCAGUACGUCUUGGAAGCCGGACUAGCCGGAGACGGAAUGGUCGCCGUGACCCAGCCCCGCCGAGUCGCAGCCACCUCUCUCGCCGCUCGGGUGGCCAAAGAGCAGAAAACCGCCGUCGGUGGGCGCGUGGGCUACUCUGUCCGUUUUGAUGAGGCCUCCUCGAGCGAUACCAAAAUCAAAUAUGCCACCGACGGCAUGCUCGUCCGCGAGCUCCUUGGUGACCCACUCCUCCUCCGUUACGGGGCCGUCAUCGUGGACGAGGCACACGAGCGCACGCUCCGCACCGAUCUUCUCAUCGCCAAUCUCAAGACCAUCCUCCACGCUCGCCGACGCUCGCCGACCCCCACGGGCAAAGGCAAAGGCAAAGGCAAGGCCACCGACACGUCACACACGCUUCCACCCCUCAAAAUCAUCAUCAUGAGCGCAACACUCGAAGCGGACAAAUUCAGCAAGUUCUUCGGCGGUUCGAAGGUCGUCUAUGUCAAGGGCCGCCAACAUCCCGUCACGAUCUACCACACCGCCGUCAGCCAACCAGAUUAUGUCGACGCCGCCCUACGAACCUUCUUUCAAAUCCACACGGACCAGCCGCCAGGCGACGUCCUCGUAUUCCUUCCUGGGCAGGAGGACAUCACUAGUCUCGAAAAGUCGAUCCAGAUGUAUGCGAGCAAUCUGCCGACAGACGCCCUCGGAGUACUCGUCUGCCCGAUAUACGCGGCACUACCACCCCAACAGCAGGCGAAGGUGUUCACGCCGGCGCCCUCGGGUACACGGAAAUGCAUCCUCGCGACCAACAUCGCCGAGACCUCGAUCACGAUCCCCGGGGUAAAGUACGUGAUCGACACGGGCAAAUGCAAAGAAAAGCGCCAUGUCGCGAAACAUACCGGGACAGGCGACCGCUUUGAUACCCUUCUGACCCGAGAUAUCACGCAGUCCUCUGCGAUCCAGCGAGCCGGUCGUGCAGGACGCGAGGGCAAAGGCUUCUGCUUCCGCCUCUAUACCGAAGACUCAUUCAACAAAAUGCCGCUCACGGCGGAGCCCGAGAUCCGGCGCUGCACGCUCACCUCCGCCCUGCUGCAGCUCAAGUGCCUCGACCAGAACCUGGAAGAGCUCACCCUCCUCGACGCCCCCGACAUGGACGGGAUCGCCUCCGCACUGAAGACGCUCUACCUCCUCUCCGCGCUCUCGCCGGCCAAGGCGCUCACACCCCUGGGCCGGCAGAUGGCCGCGCUUCCGCUCGAGCCGCCGCUGGCGCGCGCGGUGCUCGCCGGGGCGGAGCUUGGCUGUGGCGCGGAGCUCAUCGCGCUCGCGAGUGUUCUCUCGGCGUCCUCACCCCUCUUCAUCGACGCAGCUGCCGCGCGCGAGGCGGCCGCGGACGCGCGGCGCAAGUUCCGCGACCCUGCGGGGGACCACCUGACGGCGCUGAACGUCGUGCGCGCGCACGCCGAGGUCGGCGCGGCGGAGGGCAAGGGCGCGCAGCGCGAGUGGUGCCGGCGGGCGUGCGUGAACGAGCGGUGCCUCGUCGAGGCGGGGAACAUCGCCGUCCAGCUGCGGGAGGUGUGCGCGCGGCUCGGGGUGGACUGCUCGGGGAGCGCGGGGGACGAGCGGGAGGGGCGGGUGUUGAGGGCGCUGGUGCGGGGCCUGGUGCAGAACACGGCCUUCCUCCAGCCGGACGGGACGUACAAGCAGGUGAUGGGCCACUCGGUGGUGAAGAUCCACCCGAGCUCGGUGCUGGCGGACAAGAAGGUGCCGGCGAUUGUGUAUGAUGAGCUGGUGUACACGACGCAGAUCUACGCGCGCGGGGUGUCCGCGAUCCCGAGAAGCUUCAUUGCGGAGGUGCCGGUUCUGCGACCUCGGAGCGGGUAG